UCCACCAAAUUUCCCCAAACCCGGCUCUUCCCGCUGCAACCGUGGAGGCGGCUGUGCUUCUCUAGAUGGAGAGGCAAGCGGUGAACGCGCACCCGAUGGACCACGCCAUGGCCGGCACCACCAUGAGGGACAUCCUGAGCUCCUGGCUCCCGGACCCGCUCGUCUACGCCGACGCCAUCCUCUCCGCCGACUUCUCAUCCCCCACCGCCGGCGGGGCGGCCGUCGCCGAUCAGGACCGAGUCAGCGCGCUCCCGGACAACAUCCUCCGCGACAUCGUCUCACGUCUUCCCGUCAAGGACGCCGCGCGCACCGCCUUGCUCUCGUCGCGCUGGCUCCCGCUGUGGCGCUCCGCGCCGCUCGUCCUCAUCGACGCCCUCCUCGUCUCGGGAGCUGGUCACGGCGGGACCGGGACCCUAGCUCGUGACGCCGACUCCAGCGCGGUCACGGCGGCGGUGUCUCAGGCCCUGGAGGCGCACCCGGGCCCCUUCCGCUGCGUCGACCUCACCAGCGCCGCCAUGGUCGCGCACCACGCCGAGCUCGUGCGCUGGCUCUACCUCCUCGCAAUCAAGCGCGUCGAGGAGCUCAUCUUCGUGAAUCGGCCCUUGCCGCUCGACGUCCCGCUCCCGAUCGCCAUCUUCAGCCUGCCGUUCGUCAAGCGCCUCCACCUCGGCGUCUGGAGGUUCCCCAACACCGCGCAACUCCCCCGUGGCGUUGCCUUCCCCAGCCUCCAGGAGCUCCGCCUCGGCUGCAUGGCCAUGGAUGACAAGGACCUCGACUUCGUCCUCGCCAGGAGUCCAGCCUUGGAGAACCUCGUGCUCUACACGAGCCAGAGGCAAGUGAACCUCCGCAUCAACAGCAGCAGCCUGUGGUCCGUGCAGCUGUGCAUGUGCGUUGUCCAUGACGUCGCUGUCGUGGACGCCCCGCGACUGGAGCGACUCUUCCUGUGGGAGACGAUUUCUUCUUUCUCCAGAGACAAAAUCCGCACUAGAGUCAAGAUUGGGCAUGCCCCCAAUCUGCGGUUAGUGGGAUUUCUGGAGCCGGGAGUACAUGUUCUUGAGGUUGGCGACACUGUCAUCAAGAUUGGGACAAAGGCAAGCGCACAUACCAUCAUCCCAAGUGUUAAGAUAUUGGCCUUGAAGGUGCGUUUCGGAGUCCGCAAUGAAGCCAAGAUGCUCCCUAGCUUCCUCAGAUGCUUUCCUAACAUUGAGACACUGCAUAUUGAGUCUAGGAAAGCUGAUGAGCCAACUGGCACACUCAGUCACAAGUUCUGGCAGGACAACGCUCGUACUGAAUGCGUGUCACACAUCAGGGAGAUUAUUUUCCACGAGUACCAUGGGAAGAAGAGUGAGCUUGCCUUCAUUAAGUUCAUCCUCGAGAACGCUGAGGCAUUGCAGGAGAUGGCGAUUGUGUAUGUCAAUGGUAGUUUCUCCUCAUGGGAUGAGGCUGACACCAAAGUGAUGAAGGAUCUAUCUUGUGUUAAACGGGCCAGUCAGAACUGUAAUAUAGAGGUCUUGGAGAGUUCUAAUUCUAGAGGAAGUUCUUCUUGGAGCUGCGAGGAGGCAUCCGAUUCUUGUGUUAUUGACCCUUUCGAGUACUGCUACUGAACUAUGGCCUGGCUGUCUCGUGAUCCAAGCUAGCUUUCUAGGCAAGUGGUUAUGGUAUUCUCCAAUGUUUUAAAUAGCGGGCUAAGACGUUUAGCGGUUCAUGUCUAAAACAGCUAAUAGCGGAGCUAAAUCGGGCUAUAGCGGGAUAUAGCGGCUAAAUUAUACAUGAACACAAAUAGCGGCACUCUGUCUCAAAAGGCUAUAGCGGGCUAUAGCGGCAGCAAUAACGGGAUAUUUAAAACUAUGGUAUUCUCUGCUCUGUUCAUUGCAGUAUCUAUAUGUAUGUCAUUGUCUUACAAUGUCGACAUGUAGAUAGAUAGGGAGUCUUCUAGUAGCAUAUAUCAUGAGAAGAGUUGUAAGGGCUGAAAUUAGCAGCACUUUGACAAU
Sorghum bicolor (sorghum) is the source of this 1991-nucleotide messenger RNA. RefSeq names its product F-box/FBD/LRR-repeat protein At5g22660. Gene Ontology annotation, molecular function: protein binding. The transcript has 3 exons. Bases 66 to 1604 code for a protein of 512 amino acids. NCBI's taxonomy places the organism in Eukaryota, Viridiplantae, Streptophyta, Magnoliopsida, Poales, Poaceae. The record is from RefSeq and is a predicted model, not a curated record.